GUUGGCUCAGGUACGCACGUGCGCUGCCGGGCCGCCCCACGGCCGAGCUCUUGCGAGCCAUGUCGGAGUUCACCGUCCGGACGCGCAAGUUCAAGCAGAACCCGCUGCUGGGCCGAAAGCAGUUCGUCGGAUAUCAUUCACCCGAGCAUGGCCAACGUCUCCAAGGCGGAUCUGGGCAAGAAGCUGGCGCAAAUGUACAAGGUGCAUGAUCACAACUGCAUCCAGCUGUUCGGAUUCAAGACGGCCUUCGGCGGCGGCCGCAGCUCGGGGUUCGGCCUCAUCUACGACAACAUCGACAAGGCGAAGAAGUUCGAGCCGAAGUACCGCCUGAAGCGCGCGGGCAUCGGGAAGGAGAAGAGCGGCCCGGGCAGGCGUGCCGCGAAGGACACCAAGAACAGGCGCAAGAAGGUGCGCGGCAAGGAGAAGUCGAAGGCCGGCGGCAAGAAGUGA
Prorocentrum cordatum is the source of this 450-nucleotide messenger RNA. The record is from the annotation of a GenBank genome assembly. Lineage: Eukaryota; Dinophyceae; Prorocentrales; Prorocentraceae.